Molecule: messenger RNA, 653 nt
Organism: Cajanus cajan (pigeon pea)
Lineage: Eukaryota; Viridiplantae; Streptophyta; Magnoliopsida; Fabales; Fabaceae
Source: RefSeq, a predicted model, not a curated record
AUGGAGACCAAGGUCGACUAUGCUUGUACGUCUGAACAACUGCGACAAUUUUUCCAAGCAUGUGGAACCGUUAAUAGAGUGACGAUUCCAAACAAAAAUGGUCAACCAAAAGGAUUCGCAUAUGUCGAGUUUCUUGAAAUCAGUGCUGUUCAGAAUGCUCUCCUUUUAAAUGAAUCAGAACUUCAUGGCCGAAAACUAAAGGUCUGUGCUAAGCGUACAAACAUUCCUGGAAUGAAACAACAUAGAGGAAGAAGACCUUUUGGUUCAAGAUUUAGAUCACCUCCUUCGUUCUAUCGUCCAUAUGGUUUUCGAAGGUUUCCUAGGUCUAGCCGACCCAUGCGAUACAGGCCAUACUAAUGAAUGAAUGAUAAUUGAUUACCAACUUAUGAGAUGAUGGGGACAAGAAAUUAUUCUUAAUUUACCAUUAUAAUAAAUUCCAUUGCUGGAAACAAUGUUUCUUUUUCUGCAUAUAUACCAAAGUUAUUGCUCUUGCCCUUUUCAACUCAGGAUUUGUGGUAUGCACAAUUGACAUUGACUGGUUAGUUACUGGACUUGUAUAUACCUAAGCUUUGCUCAUAUACCUUGGUGAUGGGACAAAUAUGUAUGGUUCUUUCUUUGAACUUCGGAGAUUAUCAACUUCAAUAUAUAGUAGA